CGUCUCAAGAAUGGGAACUGCUGCUGUGAAUGGUGCGAGCAGGGCUGGUCGCCAGCCUCCAGCAGGGCAGAGGUGGCACAUCUGCAUGGUCCCACUGAAAUCAGGGGACAUGAGCCUAUCAGGUACCGGGGGAGGGGGGACGGACAGACGGGACAGCACCCUCAGGGGCAUUGGUGGAGUCUCUGGGCUCCGGGAGGAAGAGGAGCCCUGAGCACUGCUUGCUCCAAGGGCAACUUUCAUGGCCGGAGGGAGUCCCAGCAGAAACCUGCUCCUCGGCUGUCCUGGGCUCAGCACGCUGCAGGAGAUGUGCUGUGACACAGCCUGUGACCAGACCUCGGAGGAAGGAGCAGGAGUGCCAGGAGCAGUCGCCUUCUGUUCAGGGGAAAAUUUUUCUGCCCUCCCACUUCUCCAGCUGAAAUCCACCAACCAUAGCAUUUACCAAUUUUUUCCGACCCAGCACCACUCCAGCCAGCCAUAUUGGGCUGUGGAAAUAAAGCAGCUCUAAUGUUGUAUGUCACCUGCAAAUAACCCGGCCGUUCGAAAAAAGCAAACCACCACCACCAAAACCCACACCAACACCAGGUCCUCUCCAUACACAAAAGUCCUUCAAAAUGAGCCUGGAAGCUUGGCUCCCGCAGCCCACCUUGUUCCUCACUGGCCUCAGCUUGCUCCUUUCGCUGGGGCCUGGCCCCUUUCCUGCCCUGCUUGCAGACGGAGCGGAUUAGCCAGCGGAGCAGCCUUGACAUGCAUCCAGCUUGGCCACAGGGCUGGACCCAAGAGCACCUCAGGAAGAAGGUUUGAGAGCAAAGAGCAGCAGCCAAAGGGGAGAGCGCCCACAGGGUUGGGCAUGGAGGUCAUGGCUCCCGCCACCAUCAGUGCCUUGAAUGGCUCCUCGGUGAAGCUCUCCUGCACCUUCAACUCCUGCUACAAGGUGGAAAACAAGCAGUUCUCCCUCAACUGGACAUACCAGGAGUGCAGAAACUGCUCUGAGGAGCUGUUCCUCCAGUUCCGGACGAAGAUCAUGAACAAGCAGCUGGACCGCUUUGGGAACCGAGUGGAGUUCACCGGGAACCCUGCCAAGUACGAUGUGUCCUUCACCCUCAAAAACGUGCAGCUGGAGGACGAGGGCACCUACAAUUGCUAUGUCCUGAACCCCCCGGACCGGCAUCGGGGCCACGCCAGCAUCAGCCUGAAGGUGCUCACCAAAGAGCCCCCGAAGCACGACUCAACAGUGGCUGUCAUCGUGGGUGCCUCUGUAGGUGGCUUCUUGGCCGUUGUGAUCCUGGUGCUGAUGGUGGUGAAAUGUGUGCGUCGGAAAAAGCAGCAGAGGCUGAACACGGACGACCAGAAGACAGAGGAGGAAGGGAAGACAGAUGGAGAAGGCAACCCGGACGAGGGCACCAAGUAAUGCCCCCCUGCCCACCCCUCCCUUUUCUGCCCUGUACAGCGUGACCCCCUUGAUGUGCUUCCCAGAGCAAGGAUUUCUGUCUCCCCAGAGCAUCCCUCCUUCCAUCCAAAUACCCAACCCCGCCUGGAGCAGGACGUAGGGAGAAGGUCCCCGGAGCCUGGCCACGGCAGCAGGGCUGGAGGGGUGGCUGAAGCGCAUCGAGGCUGCCCCUGAGGCUGAGCUGGGACUCUUGUCCCCCGCUCUGAGUGCCAGAGCAGCGCGUGGGGCCAUGGGGGUGCUGGGGGCAGGGCGGCACGGGAGAGGGGGGAACAGCACAGUCAUCACGCACAGAGGGGCUGGAGCAGGGGGUGCCAGGAGGGGCAGAGGGGGUUGGGCAGCCUCAUGCCCACGUGUCCGUACCCUAUCCCACUAGAAAAAGAAAACAGAGGCCAGUGGCCAGCAGUUGUGUACCCUUAGGGCCCCAUCUCCCCCCCGAGGUGUGCUCCUGCUGCGCCCAGGGCACAGGCACUGGUGUACCUGUCCCUGAGGGGUCCCCGAUCCAUCUCCUCCUUGUGAGUCCUGUGUGCCAGUGCUGAGGGUGCUGCGACAAGAAGCUCAUGCUCCUUGGGGACUGUCCCAGCCUGCUCAGGAGCUGAUGGCUGGGUAAUGACCAUUAGCCUACAUGGUGCCUCUGACCUUUGCUGGUUUUUGGAACUGCUAAUGGCUCAUGAUGGUGUAAUGGAUGUACCCUUCUGCCUCUUGGGCUAUUUUUGGGUCUGAGCACCUCAGCCAAAGGUGCUUGGGCUGACUUUUUUGUGCUCAUUUCCUUCCUGGGGAGGGUAAUUCUAAUGGAAAAUGUUCUGCUGAUGUGCCAAGCCGAGGUGGUAGGGAGCGGCAGGAUGUGGCUGCUAGGGACAAAGAGCUGCUGGGAGGAAGAGGAGGUUUGGGCGCUUACUGGGAAGGACUGGGCACAACCGUGAGCCCAGAGGCAGGACGGUGCUGUCACCCUUGAGCAACCCUGUGAUGCUGAGACUGCCUCCUCCAGCCUCCCUGCAGAGCACUGCACAAUCCAUAACUGCCACGCGAAGCACUGCCAGCCUGCCCAGCCGCGAGCCCCACAGUGCCGGCUGCUGCCUGCCUCAGCCCCGUCCAUGGGCCGUGGUGCCUGCCCUGCUUGCGGCAGCUCCGCCAGCGCACCCCGGGAGCUGCCCUGCAUCCUCUGCACUUCGUUAUUAGCAGUGACCUGGGCAGCUUGGGGGGUGGUGAGGGCAGGCAUGAGGAGCGGUGGUCCCAGCUGGUCCCACCCCGCUGGGGUGCAGGGGGCUGCGGUGAGCCCCAGGGGUGGCACUCAGUGGUCCUGCCUGCCUCGGGCUCAGCGCCUGCCCUGGGCAAGCCCCUGGCCUCCUGCACCAGCCCGGGUGGGUGAGCUGAGCUGGCCGAAGCAUGUGGGGAGCUUGGCCUGGGGUCUCCUCUGGUUCAGACAGGGAAAAUGACCCAAGGAAGUGUCCCCUGCCGCACCGUGUCCAGGCUUUUCUUCUCCCAUGGCAGGCGGGACGUGGGGCAGGAGAGGGGCAGCACACAGAGCCCCAGGGGACACAGCCCAGGGCUUGGUGACAGAGGUCCCAUCACCCACGUGCAGCGCUGCUAGGGGAGAAAGGAACCCUUCGCCACCCCACCCCCCACCCAGUGCUGCCACGACCCUGUGCGGGUGCCAUCCCGGCAGCGCCACAGAUGAUGCCAUCAGGCCCUGGGGAUGAAGGGACAGCCGUGCGCUCCCUGCUCUGCCCCCAUCGCUUCCUGCCCUGGCCCCGCGUGCCCUCUCCACCCUGCUCAACCUCGCUGGGCUCUGCACCGCUCCCCGUCCCGGCUGCAGCAGGAAUGUGCCGUGUCUCGCCAUGUGGCUUCCCCUGCUCCCGUGGGUUUUCCUGCCCGGGGGGCGCUGGGCUGAGGCUGCCGCCCCUGCGCCCCCCACCCAGUUGGCUUUCCCCGUACAGUGCCAGUGGGGAGCCGGCCACAAGGCUGGUUCCUGGGGCCGCCUGCUGCCUGCAGCCGGGCUGCGAGCGGCUCCACGUGGGACUGAGCUGGCAACUUUGCGGCCAAAGGCCUCUGACUGUUGCACAUGACCAGUCUUGCAUCUGCCUUUCAUUUAUUUCAUGCACUAUCCUUGGAUUGCAACUUGCCAAUGCAUCUGUAUGUACAUAGCUGUACACAACAGAGAGAAUCUCUACAAAUAUAUAUAUAUACACACAGGAGGCGCUGCUAUCGGUCAUGACUAUAGUUUUGGGGUUGCGCCUUCUGAUGGGUUUCUUUUGCCAAGCACUCUGCUGAGUGGAGGAU
This is a messenger RNA of Falco peregrinus (peregrine falcon), 3724 nucleotides long. RefSeq names its product sodium voltage-gated channel beta subunit 2 (gene SCN2B). The record is from RefSeq and is a predicted model, not a curated record. The transcript has 5 exons. Gene Ontology annotation, cellular component: membrane. Bases 512 to 1408 code for a protein of 298 amino acids. NCBI's taxonomy places the organism in Eukaryota, Metazoa, Chordata, Aves, Falconiformes, Falconidae.